This is a messenger RNA of Didymella exigua CBS 183.55, 1947 nucleotides long. Its product is annotated as MFS general substrate transporter. Gene Ontology annotation, biological process: transmembrane transport. The coding region runs from base 243 to 1862 and encodes 539 amino acids. The record is from RefSeq and is a predicted model, not a curated record. The transcript has 2 exons. Gene Ontology annotation, molecular function: transmembrane transporter activity. Lineage: Eukaryota; Fungi; Ascomycota; Dothideomycetes; Pleosporales; Didymellaceae.
CCGUCAUGCUGCUUUCUAUCCUCGACAGGCGGAGGCUCUCGUCGUCGUCGUGAAGACGCGUUCUUGUCACUCUCUUUGAAUACCCUUAGGCUAAUCCGGCUGUCCAAUCUCUAUCUCUGUCUUGUUUUUCUCUAUCCGGGAAUUAACGCUGGUCGUUCUCCUGCCUCCCACGACUUCGCGAUACCGAUUCGCACCGUUCCAGUUUCAGCAGUCUCUUCACGUCAUUUACACGGGUUCCCAGGAUGUUGGGCUUUCACAAGCGAACAAGGAGUUUGAUUCCAGUUAAGGAAUUGGCGAAGUACGAUGUCGUGCCGGUCGAGGAGGAAUUGUAUGGCUACGGGAGCGAGAGCGAGGAAGAGCUGGAGAAGCAGAGCACAGACGCGACAGAUUCGACGACAUUGACGCGACAGCGCCAACUACUGCUCGUCUACCUUGUCUUCUUUGCUGAAGCCAUCAUGGCCUCCAGUCUCCAGCCCCAGCUCCAAAUGCUGCUCUCCUCCUCUGACUACUGCGGCAACCUUUCCACAUCGUACCUGCGCAGUAUCCUCGAUUGCGCGUACGCGUUUGGCGGCACCACCGGCCUCUUCUGGGGAUACCUGGCUGACCGCAUGGGUCGCCGGCGCGUCACGCUGAUCGGCCUAUGGAGCAUGGUAUUUUGCUGUCUGAGCAUGGGCUUUGCGACAAACCUUGCUGCCUGUGCUGCCUUCCGGUUCUUUGCCGGCAUGGUCAGCUCCGCGGUAGUUUGCACUUCCCUGACAAUGAUCGGGGAUCUGAGUGCAACUGCGGAAGAAAGAGCAAGGAACGUUGUAAAGCUGCCAUUGAUCUCGCUGUGUGGCUCUGUUGGUCCACUGGCCCAGGGCAUGGUAGCUGAGAGUCUUCAAGCAUAUGGCAUGGUAUGGGAGAAGUUCCCAACACUUGGCUCAGAGCUGGCUUGCGGCAGUGUGCUAUUUGCAAUCGCACUGACUGCAUCUUGUCUGCUCAAAGAGUCUCUGCCACUCCAUUACGACGUACCGGCUGGCUCCAUGGACAUCGAUUGUGAGAAAGCCGCCUUUCUUACACGCAGCUCAGAGGAUACGAACAUUACCCUUGUCGACUUUGCCAGGCCCGAGCCCAUUACUAUCACACAGUUCAUGCAGGCACCCUCCCUGCUCGUUCUCCUAUCGUCAUUCUGUAUCCUGUCCCUCCACGCUGCGACGUUCGAUGUCCUCCUUCCACACCUUGGCCAUAGCAGCACGCAGCACGGUGGCAUGGGCAUUCCGUGCGACUGGUUGAGCAUCGUUGUGCUGAUAAUGCGUGGCAUUGCCGCCGUAGCCAUCUCUACUCUCCUCCCAACGAUGAUGGAGAGUCAUGGCCUCCUGAAGCUCUACCGCACCGUCUCGAUCCUUUUCCCGAUUAUUUACAUCAUCACACCACUACUUGCUCUGCUAGCAGCAUGCACCGGACUUGCACCUCUUUUGUCCGUCCUGGCAAUCUUGACGAAGCACAUCCUUGCCAGCGGAGCAUUUGUCCUUGUUCUUGUCCUGGUUCUGAACACGACCCCUGACGUCUUCUCUACAGGCACAGUCGUUGGCAUGAUGCAAGUUGCAUCGCUCUUCAAGGCGUUUGCUGUGGCCGUCAGCGGCGCAAGCUACUUCGUCAGCAGCGAAGUCAGCGUGCCAGCUACCAACUUUGCCCUUUGGACCUGCUUGGCUAUCUUUGGCGCAGCAGGUGCUGGGUGUGCGUGGUUCGUCAAAGAAAGGCCGACUGUUGGCCUCGAUUUCAAGGGCGAGGUGCUGAAGUGGGAGAGCGUUUUCGACGUCGACGCCGAUGAAGUCGUCGACGAGAAGUUCGAAGAGGCUUUCGUGAUUGGCGAUGACGAAUGAAUACCUCCUAGCCGCUUUGUUCAUAUCCAGCGGCUCAUUUUCUAGCUUAUGCAGCCUUUCCUUGUGUAUAUAUCACCGCGUUCCC